Molecule: messenger RNA, 909 nt
Organism: Fusarium keratoplasticum
Lineage: Eukaryota; Fungi; Ascomycota; Sordariomycetes; Hypocreales; Nectriaceae
Exons: 1
Coding region: 1-909 (302 amino acids)
Source: RefSeq, a predicted model, not a curated record
AUGGAUUCUUCUACUUUUCGCCUAUUUCCAAGACUCCCAGCCGAGCUUCGGCUCCAGGUUUGGACAGCUUGCAAAGAUUCAAGAGCGGCCGUUAUGAAGCACUCUCGGCUCAACGCGUGGAAAGAGCUGUACGACAAAAGCGACCGCGAGGGGAAGCUCCCCAUACAAUGCGAUCCCGACUGGGAUGACGGAGAAGAGGAUGUUCAUCCGGGACUACUUGUCAUGGGUGAGGGUCACGAUACGUGGUAUCUCAUAGUAUACCCCGCCCGAGAUGUCUUCUGCGUUACUUUCAAUAACUGGGAAUUUGCUAAACGAGCAUUGGAGAACUCUAAUAUGUUUUAUAAUUUCCCCUUUCUCGGCAUUGACUGGGCCGGGGCCGCCUUGGGGGUGGAGAAUCUCGCCCUUGAAUUCGAUCUGAGUUGGAACCAUGCCCUUCCGGAAUACAUCUAUGACUUGAGGAUGGAGGAAUCUCCUCGAGGUCUACUAGCAAAACUGAUUGAUGAAAUGGUGUAUUGGCUGGAUUUCCCUGGCCUUUGGCUUGUCGAUAAGAGUGUCUAUUGGCGGGCAGAGCCAGACAGAGACUAUAGCACGGUAUUUUACGAUUGCGACGGCGAGUACGUUGAGAUCGGUUGGGACGAUACGUAUAGCGACCACUCAGGGACGGGGGCAGGCCAGGGUCCUGUCACUUACUUCAUACGCGAGCUUGCUAGUUUGUGCGACUCGCAUUACACCGACCUCAGCCGCGGAGACUUGACUCCUGGGUAUCAUGAAGAAUUGGUACACCAAUUCUCAGUUGAGGCGUCCGUCAGGCUCCUUGUUCGCCGAGACAAACAAAGAAGCGAGAAUGACAGCCAGGUGAUGGAGGAUGAGAAUGAGAAUAUGGUGACGGAAGAUGAGUGCGAUGGCUGA